Rotaria sp. Silwood2 is the source of this 3525-nucleotide messenger RNA. Lineage: Eukaryota; Metazoa; Rotifera; Eurotatoria; Philodinida; Philodinidae. The record is from the annotation of a GenBank genome assembly.
AUGGCAAGUUUACUUGAACAAUUGCCUCCAUUUGGUGAUAAUAAUGAUAUUGAAAAUAAUAUUCCAAAAAGUUUUUUAAAUGUUCUUCAAGAACUUUAUCAUGAUGGUCGUUUGACAUCAUGGAAAGUUCGAGGACGAGGAGAUGUUCUUUCUGUUCGUUUAACAUGGUUGGAUCCGAAUCAUCGAAAUGCAUCUGAUCUCGAUGAACUUGACGAGGAUGCCGGUUAUGGAACCUUUCCAACAAGUGAUUCGAAGGACUCUGGUUCUGUCAUUUCUUAUGUUACUUAUGAUAAAAAUGUGAAACGUGAAUUAAAAGAAUAUUCUACACGAUUACAUUUAAUUGUCGAUAAAUUACAAGCUGAUUUAGCUGAACGUAAUAUACAUAACAAUCAUCGUACAGUAAAAGGAAAAAUUACAACUAUGAUUCGACGAGGCGGUAAAGAAAGUCUCAAAGCUCAUCAACAACAAAUUGCAACUGAAAUAGGACGUGCUCGUGUAGCUGUUAGUGGUCCUCUUCGACGUUCAAAUGUAAAAUCAAAUGUAACACAUGAAAGAGACUUACAUAAUUUAUUAGUACAACAAACAGAAGAAGUUCUUCAAACAAAUUUACAAAAUUUUCGUAAAACAUUAACAGCACCAAAUUCAUCUAUAACUGCAAGUAAUUUCGAUCAAAAAUUAGGACAAACUAUUUUUGAUAAGUGUGUAAGCAAAGAAAUCUUUCAAGAACUACCUGACGUUAUCGAUUCGUCAGCACUGCCACUAAAAUUGCAACCACAAUCAUCAAAUACAUCAUCGUUAACAUCACUUACAAAACCGUCAUCGUUUCAACCAACUUGGAGUAAUUCAUCACCACGAACACCGAGCACAUCUUGGGAGAUUAAAUCUCGUAACGAUAAUAUUCAUAAAAUAAGCAUACCAAAAAAUUCAGCUGUCAACGAAGAAGAAGAUACUGAAAAAGAAGAAGACGAAGAACGAGAGCAACGAAUACAGAGUAUCAAUAAAACUCAACCUCUAACAAUAACAGACAGUAUUGAGUUUGAUAAUGGUCUUAAAUUAGAUUUAAGUUCAAUUGAUGACGAAACAUCUAAUCCAAAAAAUAAUCGCCAUUCUCUUGAUUCUGAUUAUGAAGCAAUUAACAGAUCAUUUUCACGUGUUGGUGCCUGGAAAACGAAUUUUACUUUAAUUGAAUCAAAGCCUUCGUCACAUUCAGGUGAAGAAACACCACGUAGUAAUCGUGAAGCUGUUUUCUUAACUAUUCCAAUCGCUGAUGAUAAAAACUUAAGUCCACGCAUUGGUGAUAAACCUCUUGAAGAUCUUGCUGAUGAUGAUUUAUAUGCUGAUGAUGAAUCAUCAUCAUAUCCCAUACCAAUAAAUACAGCAACAAUUGGUGAUCAUUCACAAAUAAGUGAUAACGAGUCAACGAAUAUUCGUAAAUUUUUUCCAUUUCCAGCUAAUCUUCUUUUACAAAAUCAUUCAUCGUGUUCAUUUCGACGACCAUCUUAUAUAUAUGAGUCUGAUAAUGAAUCAAUAACAUCAUCAACUCCAAGUUUAACUGAAAUGAAAACAUUUAGUGAUGAAGACAAAUUUCGUAUGGAUCCAAAUAUAAAGGAUCCAAAAUUUAUUUUAAGACCAAAAGAUACAACAACACGUAAUGGUGAAACAGCAAAAUUUAAAGUCAAAGUUAUUGGUACACCACCAAUUGAUGUCUUUUGGUUUCGUUUUGGUACUGAUGAUGAACUUGUUAACGAUGAAAAAUAUCAAUUAAGUUAUGAUGAUACAUAUCAUUACUUAAAAAUUUAUUCAACAAAUAAAGAUGAUCAAGGUGCUUAUUUAUGUGUUAUUGCUAAUGAUAACGCACAAAAUGUUGAUAUGGUUAAAUUAUUUGUUAAAGAUAAUAAACGAUCAUUUGGUCCACCGAAAAUUCUUCAAGAAUUUUCUGAUACAGAUGUUAAUGAAGGCUCUUCAUUAGCAUUAAAAUGUCAACUUGAUCAAGGUUAUCCAAAAGCAAGAGUUUUAUGGUAUAAAGAAAACUCUUUGAUUAAACCCAAUGGACAUUAUAGAUUAUAUUAUUAUGGUAAUGGACAACAUACAUUACAUGUCGAUGAAACAACAAUCGAAGAUGACAAUGGGACAUUUACGUGCUUGGCACUUAAUGCUGCUGGUCGUGUGCAAAUUACAGCCGACGUGUUUGUUCACGAAAAAGAAGUUAUUGACAUACCAAAAGACUCACCAACAGUUAAACAUCAUGAAAUAACAUUGAGAAAAAAAAAAGUAGAUCAAGAAAACUCAAAUAUGGAUCAUGAUAAAGAUGAACCACCAGUAAUGUCACCACCUAUGUCACCUUUAAAAAGAAAUGAUCUAAGUGAUAAUGAAGAACAAGAUAGUGCAAGACGUUUCAUGGAUAAAUUUAACAAUGAUCGAUCAAGUAGAUUACUUGAAAACUGGCGAGAUCUUUAUGAGGCAAGUGUUCAUUCAUUACAAUCAGAUGAUGAUGAAUCGAAGUCUCUAACACAACCACCAUUUUAUCUUAAUAGACAACCCUCAAUUGAAAAUGCUCCAAAAGAAAAUCCUCGUUCACCAACUUUACAACCUCAAUCAGAUUCUAAUGCAACAAGAUCUAAAUGGGCAGUACGUCUACCUGAAUUGCUUAAUAGUACUGUUGGCCCAGAUCGUCCAAAACGUGAUCUUUCUCGACGACAUACAACUACUAUUGUUUUACAACCGGAGCAAAAACAACAGCAACGACCAUCUGUGUCUACUUCACAAUAUAAAAAUUUAAAUCCACUUUCACAAUCUUUUCCUGCACCUGAAAUGUCAAAUGAUAUUGAAGAUGAUCGUCCAUCAAGUCCACUUGUUAAACAUUUAAGACAAAAAUUUGAUCGAAUGACAACAAAUAAUUUAACAAAUGAUCAUAGUAGAGUCCAAUCUCAAUCACAAACUGGUCUAUCAAAAAUUCAUCGAGUAGGAAAUGAUGAAGGAGAUGGUGCUUAUCCGCUUUUACCGGUCGCCAGUCUUACAUGUCGAGGAUUAACAUCAAAUAGUGGUGAACGUUCAACACAAAAACCUCGCCCUAUGUUACCAAUUCAAUUAUCAACUCAAAUAAAUCCAACAACAAACAAUGAUCAUCACCAAAAAGGUAAAACAAGUGCAUCAAUAAGUUAUUCGAAACACUUUUAUCCCUCACGUUCAACAACAACAGUUGUAAAAGAUAUAAUAGGUGGUGGUGCGACACUUGUUUAUGACAGUCUGAUACCAGAUAAUACAUUGCAUACUCCUACUUCUUCUACUCCUACCGCUGCUUUGCUUCAAAAUGAUUAUUAUCCCAAUCAUCAUUAUCAACAACAACGCAAAGAGCAUGUGCGAAUUGAACAAACAAAACAGAGCUUAAAAACUAAUCUAAUUGAUAAAAAUAACACUAACGAAAAUCUCUUAACACUAACAGGAAGACAAUUACAAUCUAAUUCUCCUUAUAACACAAAACCAAUUAAUACUAAAACACAAACUCACAUUAAAUUAAUUAAUUAA